Molecule: messenger RNA, 2418 nt
Organism: Aricia agestis (brown argus)
Lineage: Eukaryota; Metazoa; Arthropoda; Insecta; Lepidoptera; Lycaenidae
Product: U3 small nucleolar RNA-associated protein 25 homolog
Exons: 8
Coding region: 145-2403 (752 amino acids)
Biological process (GO): maturation of SSU-rRNA from tricistronic rRNA transcript (SSU-rRNA, 5.8S rRNA, LSU-rRNA)
Cellular component (GO): small-subunit processome; nucleolus
Molecular function (GO): rRNA binding; U3 snoRNA binding
Source: RefSeq, a predicted model, not a curated record
UUCAGUUUUCCUUCUAAAGUUUAUUAAUUUAUUGUAAAUUGAACCUACAUACUUAAACACGAAGUAGUUCAGAAAUAAACCUUCUAUUUUCUUACAACGUUGGUACUCAUAAAUUUGUAAAAGUUGCAAAAAUCGCAUACCAACAUGGGCAAAGGAAAACGCUAUUUGGGCAAGAAAAGAAAAGGUAAUUUCAAGGGAAAGGUCAAGAAAAACAAAAAACCUCAUAAAGACCAUGAGACCGUCAAUAAGAAAGCUUUGUUCAAUCGAUACAAAGAUAAACAAAAAGUGGAGGAAGAACUAAUAAAGAAGAAGCAAAUGGAGGAACGUUUUUUGAAGCAAAACGUUGCUUACUCCGACAGUGAAUCAGAAGAGGACACCUAUGAGCAGCUGGUUUCUUGUUUUAAGGACCCGAAAAAGUCGAGGAAAGUAAUAGAAAGCGAUGACGAAGAGUCUGACAGUGAUGUGGAUAUGAAUGAGGUUAGGAAAGACGAUGAAGCGACAGGGGCUCAAGAGGAAAACGCAGAUAACAAAAAUCUAGAUAGUCCUAGUGAGGACAUGGAAGAUGAGCAAAUUAUGGUGCCAAAUGAAGAGGAUGCAGAGAAUGAUGUUGACGCGGAAGAUGAUCCAUUCACAAAACAUUUCCAGUAUGACCUGGGAGAUGACCUCCUAGUUUCCCUCACAAACACUCCACCCACGGAAAAGGAAACUACUAAGUCGUGGCCCACAUUGGGAAAGUUAACUGUAACCAUCCCCCAACCAAUUCAAACCUCAAGGAAAACAAAACCAAAAGUAUCACUACUGGAAGAAAAAAUAUAUGCACCUGUAGCUACUGUUCCUAACUUAAUACACCAGGUAGAUUUUAACACCCUCCAUAUAAAGUCCCAAAUUCAGGGAAACAUUGUUCUAGCAAAUAAGAAAAACCUGGUGAAGUGUGAUUUGGAACUGGACGCAAUAUUUACACCUCUACAGAAAGAAUUAUUUUCUGUCAUCAAUAACUACCAAGAUCUAUACUACCCGGAGAGGACAUUUUCCAAUGUGGAGGAGAUCCGCUACACAUACUGUUUGCAUGUAGUAAACCACAUGCUCAAAACUAGAACUAAGAUCAUACACCACAAUGCCAAACUAGCUAAGAAGUCAAAUGCACACUUAUCAGAGGAGUACAGAGAUCAAGGAUUAGUUAGACCUAAGGUAUUAAUAAUGGUUCCAUUCAAGGAUGCAGCAUACAGAGUUGUGAAGACCAUAAUAGAUUUAGUUGUGCCGAAAGAAUCUGGCCAAGUUGUGAAUAAGAACAGGUUUGAAGAGGAUUUCACGGGAGGUGAAUUAAUAAUGCCCAGCAAGAACCCUAAACCUGAGGACUAUGAGCUGCUGUUCAGUGGCAACACAGAUGAUACAUUUAGACUUGGCAUGACAUUAACUAAGAAGACAUUAAAGUUGUACACAGAUUUCUACUCAUCAGACAUAUUGAUAGCGUCUCCUCUGGGUUUACGAAUGAUAGUCGGAGCGGAGGGCGAGGAGGACCGGGACUACGACUUCCUAGCGUCCAUCGAGGUGCUGGUGCUGGACCAGGCGGAUGUGUUCCUCAUGCAGAACUGGGACCACCUGCUACAUGUGCUAGACCACCUCCACCUCCAGCCGCGAAAGACGCACGGCACGGACUUCUCGCGCGUCCGCUCGUGGGCUGUGAAUGGAUGGUCUAAAUAUUAUAGACAAACGCUGCUAUUCUCUUCUGUGUCCCUGCCGGAGCUGCGGUCAGUGUUGAGUCGCAAGUGUCACAACUACGCGGGCCGGGCGGUGGCGGGAGGAGUGCCCGACGCCGGCGCCAUACAGCAUGUGCUGGUGCAGGUGCCGCAGCUGUUCCACAGAUUCAACGCGACCGACCCUCUGCAGGCCGUGGAGGCGCGUUUCGAGUACUUCAUCAAGGAGGUGCUGCCCAAGCAGCGCGACCCGCUGAUGUCGCACACACUCGUCUACGUGCCCAGCUACUUCGACUACGUGCGCCUGCGCAACUACUUCAAGAAGGAGGAUGUCAGCUUCGUGCAGAUAUGCGAGUACUCUAAGGACGCCAAGAUAGCCCGCGCUCGUGACAUGUUCUUCCACACGGAGGCCCACUUUCUGCUGUACUCGGAGCGCGUGCACUUCUUCCGCCGGCUGCGGGUGAAGGGCAUCAGGCACAUCAUCUUCUACCAGCCCCCCACCUACCCGCACUUCUACUCCGAGAUGUGCAAUUUGAUGCAGGAAACCAAUCAAAACAAAUACGGUGGGAGUGAAUGCAACAUGACUGUAAGUAUAUUGUACUGUAAAUAUGACAUGCAGCGUGCGGCCGCCAUCUUAGGUGCGUCGCGGCUCGCCAAGAUGGCCGCCUCUGAUAAGUCCGUGCACAUGUACGUCACGGGUGAUAAAUAAAUAUAUUGUAAAUAU